AUGCGACAUGUGAAAGGAAUACGCAAAAAUCGCGGUGAUGCCAAAUUAGACCAUAAAAAAUUAAGUUCUGAUCCAUUUAGUAAAAGUCUUGGAGAAUUAAAUGAAUCAAAUGAAAUAACGCUUUCUCAUCAAGUUGUUUCUUUGGUUCCAGAAUUUAAUAGCGAUGACGUACAUAUAAAUUCUUAUACUGCGCAACAUGUGUCAGGUUUGUUACAAAAAGCCGACCUUACAUUAAAAUCCAAUGAAUACGGAAAAUCUAUUAAAUAUUUGCAACGAGCUACUCAAUUGGGUUCUGCUCUUGCCGCUGCGAAAUUGGGAUCAAUAUACAGUCAAGGUCUUAACGCUACCAUAGCUCAAGACUUUGCAACAUCAGCCGCAUAUUAUUUCCUAGCUUUAAAACUUAUUAUGAUGAUACCAUGUACAUCAUAUUAUUCAUGGGAUUUAUCCCUUGUUCUCGACGUUGUUAUUGGAUUAACAGAUCUAUAUCGCCGAGAAUUGAACCAUCACAACGAAGCAGAUACAGAUAUUAUAGAGUGUGGGGUAAAAAUCAUGAGAAGUAUAGAUGAUAGAUUACGAGAUCCCUUUUUCAUUAGAAUUCUUGAUCAUAAUGAUGUUCAAUUACAAAGAGCGAUACGUAUACAUGUAAAUUUUUGUUUUGCUAUAACUUACAUGAUGGCAGGAGAAAUUUAUGAGUCUAGAAUGUCAUUCCGAGAGGUUGAAGCAAUAGGGGAAUGCGGGCAUGAAAGUGCAGAUCUAUUGGUUAUAAAAGCUCGGGAACACAUUCAUUGGUUAGAUUCUCAAUUACCAAAUUUCACAGAUUGUGCACAAUGUAAAUAUGCACCAACAAAUUUAAAAGAUAUUAAGACAUUAGAGAUGUGUCCGAGAUGUCAAGAAGUUGCUUUUUGUGGGAAGGAUUGUUUAUCAAUGCAUACUUCUUCUUGCUCAGGAACUUUUUUAUAA
Dentiscutata erythropus is the source of this 960-nucleotide messenger RNA. The record is from the annotation of a GenBank genome assembly. NCBI's taxonomy places the organism in Eukaryota, Fungi, Glomeromycota, Glomeromycetes, Diversisporales, Gigasporaceae.